GGGAGUCCCCCGCACGCAGAGAGCGCCUUGGCUGCCCGUCAGCCCGCUUUCCACCCCCUGCCUGUGUCUCCGCCUUGUUCGGCAGAGGAUCCGCACCGGGACCUUGCUCUACUUUCUGCCCCCCCCGCCUGCGUCUCCACCUCGCUCGGCUCGGAGGUCUUUCAUACGGCUGCGCGGUAUCGGGGCUGGAAGCCGCGCAGACACGGCGCUGAGACCGGCUCUCGGGGGCGGGAGGGGGCUGUACCGAGAAGCGGCCGCGGCUGUAACACCAUACUGCCGCCCAGGGCCCUCGGCCAGGCGAGUCCGGAGAGGAGGGGGGUUCCGUGCUUGAUAUGUGCCCCGCCGUCCGCCGUGCUGUGGAUUUCGCGGGGAUAAGGGUAUGGAUUUCCCAGGCCACUUCGACCAGAUCUUCCAGCAGCUGAACUACCAGCGGCUGCACGGCCAGCUAUGCGACUGCGUCAUCGUGGUGGGCAGCCGGCACUUCAAGGCUCACCGCUCGGUGCUGGCUGCCUGCAGCACGCACUUCCGUGCCCUGUUCACAGUGGCGGAGGGCGAGGGCAGCAUGAACAUGAUCCAGCUGGACAGCGAGGUGGUGACGGCGGAGGCCUUCGCCGCCCUGGUGGACAUGAUGUAUACCUCUACCCUCAUGCUAGGCGAGAGCAACGUCAUGGACGUUCUGCUGGCCGCCUCGCACCUGCACCUUAACGCCGUGGUCAAGGCUUGCAAGCACUACCUGACCACGCGCACACUGCCCCUCUCGCCCCCGGGAGAGGCCACCCUGCACCCGCAGGAGCCGCACCUGGACGGUGGAGGUCCCAGACCGCAGCGCUCCUUCCUGCUGCAGCAGUUGGGCGUCAGUUUGGUGAGCUCCGCCUUGAGCGGGGUGGACGAGGGUGCUCCCGGUGGCGGGGCGGUGGAACAGCGUGCCUCAUUCCCCAUCCGGCGCUUCCAUAAACGGAAGCCGACGCUUUCCUCGCUGGCUGUCGACGAGCGCCCCCGGCACCGGAUCCGGACCUCCGCUACCAUGGAGGGGGCGCCCCACAACCGGGGAGGCUCUGGCGACCUGGGUGAGGGGGACUUCUUCUCUCCAGAUUCAAAACUGGACACAGGCAUUGCCAAUGACGUCAGCGGAAUCCCGGAACCGCAGGCGGCGCAGGAUGAUGCCCAGCUGCCAAGCCAGUCAGACGGUGACUGUGGACAGGACCCACUGGGGAAGGUGGAGUAUGUGGGCGUGCCGCCGCAGGAGGCUGGGCUCCUUGUUAAGGUCAAGGAGGGGGAGGAGGAGGAGGAGGCACCGCAACAGAUGCAAGUGGUGGUGAAGAGCGAGCCCCUGAGCUCGCCGGAGCCUGCUGACGAGACCAGCGACGUGGCCUCGCAGGCCGAGUGCAGCGACCAGGUGGAGCCUGGCGCUGAGAAGGUGGAGCUUAGCCCCGGGGGGAGCGACCGCAGCUUCUCGGACCCGCAGUCGAGCACGGACCGCGUGCCGGAGGUGCACCUGCUGGACGGGGCUGCGGACGGGGGAAUCGGCGGCGGUGGCGACCAAGAGACGAGGAUGUCUCGAGAUGUCCUGGAUGGCAAGCAGGGCUUUGGGAUGCCAUUUGGGGGCACCAAGGGCUACGGGUCAACACCCUGCAGGCGGGGGCUGCUGCCUGAUGACAGUCUGCCCAACACAACCACAGCAGAGUGCGGGCCUGACAUGGAGGCUGGCGGCUACCUGCGGAGCCCAGAGUCCCUCAGCGCCUCAUCCUCCCUCCUGUACCCAGGCAUGCGCCACCCCCACCAGCACCUCCUCUCCAGUGACGUGCACUCCUUUGGCGACAUGCAGGCGGACUCCUUCUUCCUGCGACCUGCGCAGGACGGGCUGGGCUACCAGCCAAGCCGUGCAUCCGACUCAUUCCCUCUAGACUACCAACGCUCAAGCCUAGGCCUGCACUCUCUGCCCCACUCACCCAGGGGAGGAGGCGCCGGCGGUGGCCCGGGCUUCCCCUCCUACCGCCGCAUCGCGCCCAAGAUACCCCCAGAAGGCAGCUCCGGGCUAGCUCGCAAAGAUGGAGCUUCUUCCUCAUCCUGCGGAAGCUUCCAGGGCGGGCCUGGAUAUGGCGGCCCGGAGUCCCAGCGAGGCGCCGGCGUGGCCGCACCCCCUCUGCUGACGAGGGCCUCGGCCGACGUCCUCUCCAAGUGUAAGAAGGCGCUGUCGGAGCACAACGUGCUGGUGGUGGAGGGUGCCCGCAAAUAUGCCUGCAAGAUCUGCUGCAAGACCUUCCUGACACUGACGGACUGCAAGAAGCACAUCCGCGUACACACGGGCGAGAAGCCCUACGCCUGCCUCAAGUGCGGCAAGCGCUUCAGCCAGUCCAGCCACCUGUACAAGCACUCCAAGACCACCUGCCUCCGCUGGCAGAACAGUGGCCUGUCCGGGGGCCUGCUUUGAGCAUGCUGGGGGUGGGACCAGGGCUAGGGGUGGGGCGUGGACGAGGCAUGAUGUGCCUAUGGGCGGAACUAGGAGAGACACACCUUCUUCUUCUUUUUUUUUUUUUUUUUUAAUUAAGGAAACUUAUGAAAAAGUCCAGUUAUUUCAGUGGUCACUGUCUCAUGACUAAUUUCUACACCCCCGUGCCACAUCACUCUGAUCUGUUUUGGGUGGAGGAGCCACUCGUGGACACUGACAUGUGCCCGAAGGUACGUCCCUGUCGGGAAUGUGGAUCAGCCGCAUAAAGUCAUUAAUGCAGAACUGCCUUUUAUCUGCGUCCUUGCAGAAGGUGACCUGCAUGGUUGCUAAGGAACAGGCCGGUGAGUAUGCGAGGUUGGCUCCCUGCUUCCCCGCCCUUUGGUUUGGUUCUGAAGGCUAAACUGUUUGUUUUUGCUGGAGGGGUAAAUGCGCCUGACUUCACAGGAAAGGGUGUGGGCGGGGGAACCUUUGUUUGUGUGUUUUGUCACAAUUUCUCAGCCACUACGGCUAUUAUAAUGGUGACUUUAAGUGGUAUCUUCAGAUUAUACUCACUGAUUUCGUUCUCUGUUGUUGGGCAGGGCCCCAAGGCUUAUGUGUGUGUGUGUGUGUGUGUGUGUGUGUGUGUAAUACACCACACUCUUGAAAGCAGCACACUGCUUAGCAGUGAAACUUUGGCUUCAUUGGGCAAAAAAUACAGAAAGAUUUUUCCAGAGGGGAUGUUCUCUUGUUUUCCGUGAGGGUUUCUUGAGGUUCUUGGUGAGGUUGUAGGAGUGACACAAAAUGCAUAAGCUGUUCGAAAUGUAAAUAUGGCACAUAUCUGCAGAAGGCACGGUUGGCGUGUGGACUUUGUUUCACGUGAGCUUUGCAGGUCUAUUUUCAGCUGAUGUUUUCCUUCAACCAAAAUGUCCCACUCUGUUGGGAAAAGUCUUCAUAGUAAGUAACGUUUUUGUGUGUGCGGCUUGCACUGUAGGUUGAUGUACAUGAUCGGAAAAAUGAAAACCCUACACAGUGAAUACUCCCUGUCUUUUAACUCCCGUCAGUGUUGUUCCCAUGUAGCUUACUCUGAGCACUACACUCCCAGUGUAGGUGUGGCGGUGACCCUCUAUUCUGUUACUAGUGGCAACUGUACUCAUCAUGGUGUCGAAGAUUGAAAGUUGCGUGGUGUGUCGUAUUUGCUUGUGUUUUCAGGUCUGCACCAGCAGCCAAUUAACACGUAUCCAGCGUGGGUCCUGGAGAUCUCCAUACAAUAGCAUUCCUUACAUCACCUAAUGUCGUCCCCUGUGCAACCUUCAUGUGCUCACAGUCAUCCUAAACAAGUGCCUGUCCUAUCAGGAACUACCAGGUCAAUGUUCUCCUUUGUAACAGGUGAUGUACGUAAGAUCAUCUGGAAGGGGACUCUGCAGGACCAUAACUGGGCACGUCCUCUUGUUGAAAGAGAGAAUUACUGCAAAAGCAAAAACUCAACCAAUCAUUAUGUCAUCGGACAGAACAUACCUACACAGUAAUUAUUUAAGGUUACCGGAGAAGGUGUGAAUGCGUUGACCUACUGUGACAAAUUUGAGCAUAGCUGUGUCGUGACUUCCUUUCAGAUCAACAGGACAUGCUUGUUUUAUUUUGUUUUUCAAAACCUCUGUUGUGUUGGUGAAACUGAGUCUUAGUUGUUGACCCCCCCCCCCAUGGGUAAAUAUCCUCAGAAUUUCCUUUUGUUUUAAAAAUGGAACCGGACCGCCGUGUCUUCCACACAGCUGGAGCCUACUUCCUGACUUAAGAGUUUCCUCUGAGCCUUGGUGUGACCUAAGAUCAUCCAUCCAAAUGUAACGUUGGCUUGAGCCCUUGCCUAGGAAGAACACUGGAAACAAGCUGUGUCACCGACAUGUUCCUGUGUAUCAACGACAUGUUCCUGUAACUAGCAGAGUUCUAGUUUACAGAAAAACCAAAACACACUUAGCAUUCUCAGAGUUUCCACUAAUAACACUGGAACUGAAGCUGACUUUUAUUGCUGUCAAAACGUUGCUGUUGUACAACAAUGCAUCUGAAAUAUUUUCUUUACUAAUUUAUUAGAGUUUGGUCAUCAUAGUUAUAUUAGCCCUAACUGCUUACAUGAAAGUGCACUGUUUGACUUACCUGCAAUUGUGUAGCUACAUCAAUUAAAGACUUUCCAUUUGUAAGUUUUACCAUUCAAAGUGGAGGGACAGGCCUCUGCCUUAAAGCUCCUGUUUGAAAAACUAGGGCUUCGUUAUGCCAAAACUGACAAACUGACGUGUCCUGUCACUUACUGUUGUGACUUUUAGAAGACAACCUGCUUUGUAGAGAAGUAACAAAAACUGUAUUUUAUUUCAUUUGUUGUACAAGAAUAAAGAUGGAAAUGUCUGUGUGUG
Messenger RNA from Paramormyrops kingsleyae, 4827 nucleotides. RefSeq names its product zinc finger and BTB domain containing 5 (gene zbtb5). The record is from RefSeq and is a predicted model, not a curated record. Gene Ontology annotation, biological process: regulation of transcription by RNA polymerase II. Gene Ontology annotation, molecular function: protein binding; DNA-binding transcription factor activity, RNA polymerase II-specific; RNA polymerase II cis-regulatory region sequence-specific DNA binding. Lineage: Eukaryota; Metazoa; Chordata; Actinopteri; Osteoglossiformes; Mormyridae.